AUGGCAAAACAACGCAUCCUCGUCCUUGGGGCCACUGGUGGUACUGGCCUAGCCUUCAUCAAAGAAGCGCUCGUUCACGCUUCCCAGCCAAACCUCACGCUUUUGAUACGCACUCCCUCAAAAGUGUCGCAGGAGUACCGCAACAAUUCCCGCAUCACUAUUGUCAAAGGCGAACUAAAUGACCGAAUUGCCGUUGAGAAGGCCUUACAAGGCGUCACUGCAGUUGUUUCGUUUCUUGGGCCAUACAUGACGCUAAAGGCGACGCUGCUUCGCGACACUAGCACGCCAAUUGCGGACUCUUUACCCACACUCUUCACAGCCAUGCGCUCCGCAAACAUCACCCGCAUGCUUGCUCUAUCCACCCCAACCGGGCUUCCUCAACCCACUUUCGAAGAGAAGUCUUGGUCCUGGUGGGCAGCGGGCUGGUUUAUCUACCUUGUAGCUCCGCAAGGCAACGCCGAGAUGACGAAGAUCGGGAAGCUGGUGUCCAGUCAAACCGAUCUGGAAUGGACUGUUUUCCGCGUUCCAUCACUGACGAAUGGGAGCGCGGAUAAAGUGGUUGAGGUGGGUUAUCUGGGGGGAAAGGAGUUUAAUGUCACGGCUGAGCUGACGAGGGGGAGUUUGGCGAGGUGGGUGCUUGGGGAGGUGGAGGGAAAGGAGUGGGUGGGACGGGCGCCGGCGGUUGCGAAUGGGGGGUAG
This is a messenger RNA of Mytilinidion resinicola, 699 nucleotides long. Its product is annotated as NAD(P)-binding protein. Bases 1 to 699 code for a protein of 232 amino acids. The transcript has 3 exons. The record is from RefSeq and is a predicted model, not a curated record. Lineage: Eukaryota; Fungi; Ascomycota; Dothideomycetes; Mytilinidiales; Mytilinidiaceae.